Gastrolobium bilobum is the source of this 2328-nucleotide messenger RNA. Its product is annotated as pentatricopeptide repeat-containing protein At1g08070, chloroplastic-like. Gene Ontology annotation, biological process: RNA modification. The coding region runs from base 45 to 2078 and encodes 677 amino acids. NCBI's taxonomy places the organism in Eukaryota, Viridiplantae, Streptophyta, Magnoliopsida, Fabales, Fabaceae. The record is from RefSeq and is a predicted model, not a curated record. The transcript is spliced from 3 exons. Gene Ontology annotation, molecular function: zinc ion binding; protein binding; RNA binding.
GAUAAGGCUUACAAGGUUGUGAUUGUGAGCUAAUUGCAAUUGCAAUGCAGGCACUGGUUCAUUGUUCCGCUUUGCAUCCAAUUUUGCUUCCUCAAAAUCACUGCAAAACACCACAACAAGAACCACACCAACUUCACGCUCUGUAUAUCAAAAGAGGCAUUUUGAACCACCCUGAUGUAUCUUCUCGCCUUUUAGCUCUCUACGCUGACCCCAAAAUGAACGACCUCCAACUUGCUCGUUCCGUCUUCGACAGCAUGCAACGACCCACUUUGAUUUCAUGGAACUUGAUCAUCAAGUGCUACGUUGACAACCAUCGUUCAAACGAUGCCCUUGUUCUGUUUCGCGAAAUGGUUCACGACCUCCUUCCGGAUGGUUUCACGCUGCCAUGCGUGAUCAAGGGUUGUGCUCGCUUGAACGCCAUUCACGAAGGAAACCAGGUUCAUGGGUUGGUUUUGAAAACUGGGUUUGGUUCGGAUAAGUUUGUGCAGAGUAGUUUGGUCAGUAUGUAUGCUAAAUGGGGUGAGAUGGGUUUGGCUAGAAAAGUGUUUGAUCGCGUGGUUGAUAAAGAUAUAGUGUCAUGGAAUUCUUUGAUUGAUGGUUAUGCGAGAAAUGGAGAUGUUGAAGUGGCAAUGAUGCUGUUCGAUGAAAUUCCCAGCAGGGAUGCUUUUACCUGGACUGCUUUGGUUGAUGGGUUAUCCAAAUGUGGCAAGGUUGAGGCUGCAAGACAGAUAUUUGAUCAAAUGCCUAAUAAGAGUUUGGUUUCUUGGAAUGCCAUGAUUAACGGGUAUAUGAAGUCUGGUGAAAUCAAUUUGGCCAUUCAAUUGUUUCACCAGAUGCCAAUGAGGAAUCUAAUAAGUUGGAAUUCCAUGAUAGCCGGAUACCAGCUCAAUGGGUGGUUUUUCCAAGCUUUAGAAUUGUUUGAAGAAUUGUUGAAAGAGGGACUCAUGCCCACCCAUGUUACAUUACUCAGUGCUCUUUCCGCAGUUUCUGGUUUAGCUGUUAUUGGUAAUGGAAGAUGGAUUCAUUCGUUUAUGGUUAAGCAUGGCUUUGAAUUAGAUGGUUUACUUGGUACAUCGCUGAUAGAAAUGUAUUCUAAGUGUGGCAGCAUUGAGAGUGCUAUGGCCGUUUUCAAUGCAAUAGCCAACAAGAAAUUGGGGCAUUGGACAGCUAUAAUUGUGGGCUUAGGAAUGCAUGGUUUGGCUGAUGAAGCUCUUGAACUUUUUCUGGAAAUGCGCAGAAUUGGAAUGAAACCACAUGCUAUAACUUUCAUUGGGUUGUUAAAUGCUUGUAGUCAUGCAGGCUUGGUAGAUGAGGGAAGCCGAAUUUUUCAUAUGAUGAUAAAUGAAUAUAAAAUUGAGCCCACAGUUGAACAUUAUGGUUGCUAUACUGACAUUUUAUCCAGAGCUGGGUAUCUUGAACAGGCUAAAAAUAUCAUUGAGAGCAUGCCAGUGAGACCUAACAAAUUCAUUUGGAUGAGCUUACUUGGUGGUUCUAGGAACCAUGGAAACUUGGAAAUUGGUGAAUAUGCAGCCCAUAAUUUGAUCGAGGCGGAUCCAGAUGCUACUGGAUGCUAUACUGUACUUUCUAACAUGUAUGCUGCAGCUGGUAAGUGGGAUAAAGUUUCACAUGUAAGAGAAAUAAUGAAGAAGAGAGGAGUAAUAAAGGAUGCUGGAUGCAGCUUCAUUGAGCACAAAGGUCAACUUCAUCGGUUUAUUGUGGGUGAUAAAUCACAUCCCGAAACCGAGGGUAUAUAUGCUAAGUUGAGGGAGAUGAGAGAGAAACUGAAACUGGCGGGACAUGUUCCUGACACAAGCCAAGUUCUGCUAAAUAUUGAAGGGGAGAAAGAAAAAGAAUCUGAAUUAGAGAACCAUAGUGAGAGGUUGGCCAUCUCUUUUGGUCUCAGCAAUAUGGAAGGCAGAACCCCUAUUCGCAUUAUAAAAAACCUUCGAGUCUGUAAUGAUUGCCAUGUAGUAACUAAACUCCUCUCUGCUAUAUACGAUCGGGAAAUUAUAGUGAGAGAUAAUAGGCGCUUCCAUCAUUUCAAAAAUGGAUUAUGCUCUUGCAAUGACUUUUGGUGACUGCCUUUCCAUUACUACAUUCGCAUGUCAUGGAUCCUUGUGCAGCUUUUGACACACAUCUAUAGAGCUUCCCAACCUCCCCGCCGAGGUUUCUGCAUUUUGAGACUGAUCUUGAAGUUUAAGCAAACGAUCUAACAUUGAUUGUCAAACACGUGAUAACAGAGUGGAGGCCUUGAACUUGGUUGCAAUGUUUGAACAAAUUAACAUUUGAGGAAGGGUGGCUCAGCUUAUGCGAAAACUAGAAAACCAG